AUGAGCUCGGCCGCGGUCCCGAAAUCCGCGUCGCUGCGCAAGACCGCGGCCGCCAUGGCCUCGGCGGGCAAGCGAAUGAACAGCACACGAACUUAUGGCGGGCUCAAGGACCAGGACCGGAUAUUCCAGAACCUGUACGACUCGUACGGCAAGGACUUGAAGUCGGCUGAACGGAUGGGCGAUUGGUACAAGACCAAGGAGAUCCUGCUCAAGGGCGAUACCUGGAUUAUCAACGAAAUCAAGGCCUCUGGCCUCCGAGGCCGUGGAGGUGCCGGUUUCCCUUCCGGACUGAAGUGGAGUUUCAUGAACCCUCCCGGAUGGGAAAACAACAAGGGCCCUCGGUAUUUGGUUGUCAAUGCGGAUGAGGGUGAGCCUGGUACUUGCAAGGAUCGCGAGAUUAUCAGAAAGGAUCCCCACAAGCUCGUCGAGGGAUGCUUGGUUGCCGGCCGCGCAAUGAACGCUACUGCUGGUUAUAUCUACAUCAGAGGCGAAUUCUACAACGAAGCCAAGACUCUGCAGACUGCUAUCAACGAGGCCUACGCCGCUGGAUAUCUUGGCAAGGACUGCUGUGGUUCCGGAUACUCGUUCGAUCUUUACAUCCACCGUGGAAUGGGAGCCUACGUCUGCGGUGAGGAGACCAGUUUGAUUGAGUCGAUCGAGGGCAAGGCCGGCAAGCCUCGCCUAAAACCCCCUUUCCCCGCCGGUGUCGGUCUCUUUGGUCGCCCGACCACUGUCACCAACGUCGAGACCGUCGCUGUGUCGCCCACUAUCUGCCGUCGCGGCGGCUCUUGGUUCGCGUCCUUUGGCCGUGAGCGAAACCAGGGUACCAAGCUCUUCUGCAUUUCUGGACACGUCAAUGAGCCCUGCACAGUCGAGGAGGAGAUGUCUAUUCCUCUGAAGGAGCUGCUGGAGAAGCACUGCGGUGGUGUCCGUGGUGGCUGGGAUAACCUCCUUGGAGUUAUUCCCGGUGGUGCGUCGGUUCCUGUGUUGCCCAAGCACAUCUGCGAGGACGUCCUGAUGGACUUUGAUGCUCUGCGUGACGUGCAGUCCGGUCUUGGUACCGCUGCUGUCAUUGUUAUGGACAAGUCUACUGAUAUCGUUCGUGCGAUCCAGCGAUUCGCCCACUUCUACAAGCACGAGAGUUGCGGACAGUGCACUCCUUGCCGUGAGGGAACUACCUGGUUGAGCAAAGUGAUGAACCGAUUCCAGAACGGCCAGGGUACCGAGCGUGAGAUUGAUAUGCUGAUCGAGCUCACGAAGGAGAUUGAAGGACACACGAUUUGCGCUCUCGGUGACGCCGCUGCGUGGCCUAUCCAGGGUCUCGUCAGACAUUUCCGACCGGAGAUCCUCAAGAAGUUUGAGCAGUUUGAGGACCGGGCAGGCUCUGUCUCGAUCGGAGGAUGGACUCCCACCUCUGCUGUCGCUGACGGUAUGGUCAAGGGCAUCGGUGCUCCCCCCACUGCCGAUCAUCAUUAG
Messenger RNA from Myxozyma melibiosi, 1476 nucleotides. RefSeq names its product nucleotide-binding respiratory complex I subunit. NCBI's taxonomy places the organism in Eukaryota, Fungi, Ascomycota, Lipomycetes, Lipomycetales, Lipomycetaceae. The transcript is spliced from 3 exons. The record is from RefSeq and is a predicted model, not a curated record. Bases 1 to 1476 code for a protein of 491 amino acids. Gene Ontology annotation, molecular function: FMN binding; NADH dehydrogenase (ubiquinone) activity; NAD binding.